Molecule: messenger RNA, 1275 nt
Organism: Penicillium riverlandense
Lineage: Eukaryota; Fungi; Ascomycota; Eurotiomycetes; Eurotiales; Aspergillaceae
Product: tyrosinase family protein
Exons: 2
Coding region: 1-1275 (424 amino acids)
Molecular function (GO): oxidoreductase activity
Source: RefSeq, a predicted model, not a curated record
AUGAUUCCUCUUCGAAUCCUCACUCUGGCGCUUCUGCUUGCACAGACCUGGGCCCGACCCACCGCCACAUCUCCCUCGAUGCUGCCUCUUACAGCUGCGUCCAGCUCAACAGACUUCGCAGCAGUCCAACUCAACCAACUAUCCCGUUUCGCACUCAACUUAGCCCUCGAUAUAGUCAUCAAUAAUACCACGAGCAAAGAAUCGGGAGGUUGCACAAUGGAGAAACUACAGGUCCGCCGCGACUGGAGAGCGUUUUCUCGGGCACAGAAAAGGGCGUAUAUCGAAUCCGUGCUCUGUUUAAUCCAUCUACCCCCAAUCACGCCUGCAAAGGAUGCGGGAGGAGCCAAGAAUCGGUAUGAUGAUUUUGUGGCCCUACACAUUGUUAAGAGUGAUUUUGUGCACCGCACGGGUGCGUUCUUGGCCUGGCAUCGGUACUUUGUUCAUGGAUUUGAGCAGGCCUUGCGGAAUGAGUGUGGAUAUACUGGUGAUUUCCCGUGGGUUUCUCCCUCUUUCCAAAAAAUCGCACUCACAGAUCCUCAUGUUAGGUACUGGAACUGGGGCGCAGAUACCGAAGACAUGACCAAGUCCGAAGUAUUCGACGGAAGUGACACAUCCCUAUCCGGCAACGGCGCCUCCAUCCCCAAUCAGCCUGAUAUCUCCAUUAACAUGGCCGGAUAUCCUCGGUUGAACUUCACCGCUGGGACGGGGGGCGGCUGCGUGAUGAGCGGACCGUUCCAAAACUACACCGUUGAUAUGGGACCAUCGAGCCUGUCAAUGCCCGGCGGCAACGUGAGCAGCAUGUCCAACCCACUGGACUAUAACCCGCGGUGCCUAAAGCGGUCCCUAACGACAUCCAUCCUCCGAAGCUACGCCAACUAUACAGCGAUCGUGCAGCUGAUCCUGAACCACCACGAUAUCUGGGACUUCGAGACCGUCAUGCAGGGCGUCCCGGGGAGUGGACUGGGCGUUCACGGCGGCGGACACUACGCAAUGGGCGGGGAUCCCGGCCGGGAUAUGGAUGUCAGUCCAGCGGACCCAGCGUUCUGGCAUCACCACGGCAUGAUUGAUCGCGUGUGGUGGAUUUGGCAGCAUGUGGAUCUGGAGGAUCGGCAACAAGCUAUUUCGGGGACGGGCACGUUUAUGAACCACCCCCCGUCCCCGAAUACGACGUUGGAUACGAUGGUGGACUUGGGGUUGGCGGAUCGUGGCGCUCCAAUUGCCAUGCGGGAGCUGAUGAGCACGACGGCGGGACCCUUCUGCUACGUGUAUUUGUGA